This is a messenger RNA of Peronospora belbahrii, 2238 nucleotides long. Lineage: Eukaryota; Oomycota; Peronosporomycetes; Peronosporales; Peronosporaceae. The record is from the annotation of a GenBank genome assembly.
AUGGCCGGUCGUAAACGUGGUCCUGUCUACGAACAUUUUCAAGACAUUCAAUCCAUUUCGGACACAAAUCGACAAAAAAAAAUGCGCUGUUUAUAUUGUCAAGAAGAGACGCCACAAUCAAGUGGACGUUUAAAACUGCAUUUGUCUUGUAAAUGUCCAAAAGUACCAGUUGAUAUCAAGACGAAAUAUGCGGAGUCGACUGGAGUUAUGUCGUGUAAAGUGGAAGACGUUAACAAGGUGGAGGAGAAGGAGAAGAAGACAGUGCCUGUCAUUCCUGCUGUACCUGAGACUUCGAUGGCUACGUCUAAAUCACCAUCACUAGCACCAGCAGCAACAGCAAUAGCCAAGUUGUCUACUGUUACGAUUGAACAACAGCCAGCGACGAUGAAGAAAUUGUCACCAGCACCAACUUUCAAGCCACUGAAGCGUAAUGGUAUUAAUUUUCGAGCAUUUGAAGAACAAUUGACGAUUGCUAUGAUCACUACAAAUGCUCCGUGGGGGUUGCUCGACCAUACGAACUUCCGUGCUGCCAUGGAGAUCUUACAUCCGACGUCGGAUGAGUUUCCACUGACAUCAGCUCGUGCACGUACUGAAGUAUUAAAUCGAUUGUCUCUGAAGUACGAUCGUGAGUGCAACAAUGUCUUGGCUACUUCGAAUGCCGUUACACUGGUGGUCAAUAACACGGACGGUAGCGCGAAAGGGGCAAAAAAGGCGACGUAUAUUGCGUUUGACGAGUGGCGACGUGCAUUUGUGUUGGCAGAGGGUAGCGAGGUGUUAACAGCACCUUGUGUGACUGAGAUACCAUCUGUGUUGUCCAAUCUCCAGGUAGUGAGUCCCAACUCGACUCUGUUCUUGAGCACCCCGACGUCCGGAGCUUAUGCACGCGCACGUCAAGAGUUGCUUCGAAAUGCCGAUGCAAUUGACAACCCUGUUGUUCUUAUGGGAGCAUGCAUGACUCAGCAGACAGCGCUGCUAGUUCAUGAAGUGUUAUUGUGCAGCUUAUCGCUAGAAGAAGCUCUUGACAAUGCUGUACUGACUGCAGAUGCUCUACACGUAAUGCCUUCGUUGCGUCAGCACGUUCUUUGUGGUGUUUACACGGAUAACAGCGCUAUUAAUGAAGACAUCAACGCGUUUGCACAAGUAUACGUGACAAGUUGGCGCUCUAUUGCAAUGGCAGUAAAGCAGGCUGCUUUUCUAGAGCCACUUCUACGCAUGGCAGUUUUCAAAGAAGAGGUCAACUCCUCCUCUUUGUCGAUACUGCGCCAAUUAAUGGAUGUGUGUAGCAGUGACAUGGCCUGGAAAACAUUACGACACACCGCUCAGCUGCUAGUGCCGCUGCAUUUUAUAUCGGCCCUGACUGAGAUGCAAACGACAACGUCAGGCCAGCUGCUGGCACUGUGGAUAUGGCUUCUUGGCGCAUCAAUGCGCUCACCACUUUUUGAUGGGAACUCUGACACCUUAACUGCAAGUUUUAUGCAGCGUUUGGAUUGCUACGUGGAAGAGCACUUUGUGGCUUGUUUGGUUCUAGAUCCACGUGUGCAUGGAGCUGGCUUGAGUGUGUCAGGACUGCGUCGGGCUCGCGGUGUUACUGUUCGUGUCGCCACUGCGCUGAUAUCCAACUUGAACGAGAAUAAAUUUAUUCGAUCGUACAAUGACUACAUGAAGCAGCAAGGGGACUUUGGUGAAGCGGGUGUGUGGAACGCCGCCAAUACGUCCAAUCCAAUGGAGUUUUGGGGCGAUUACGAAGGUGACCCGCUUCACAAUCAACUUGCUAUUGUAGCCAAGACUUUGUGCUCCUUUGUGCCACAUACUUGCUCGAUUGAAGAAUUGUGGUCAGCUCACGCACAACCAAGUACAAAAGAAGCAAGUGGUGAAGUGUCGAAAGAGCGCGAAAAAUGCACAAAAAUUCGGCGUGGUGCUGCUCUCAGUGCUCGGGUGAAUGUAAAAGAUGUGGUGAACAGAUUUCAGAUGCUUCUUGAUGUGGAGAAGAAGACUACAGUUGAAGAAAUGUUGCAGUCAAAUGCCAUUACACCGGCACCGGACGGACAGGAGAAUAAUCGUAAUCUGUCAGUACGUUCGGUCUUGGAAAGCAUUCAAGAUGGUAUAAAUGAGGACGCUAGAGGAUCCGACGCAUCAUCAAUAGCUUUGGAUACUUCUUGGUUCGACGUCAGCUCAUCUGGACUGGAUAAGAUUCGACACAUGAUGGAAAAGUACUUGAAUGUCCUUAUCCAGCAAUAG